Molecule: messenger RNA, 684 nt
Organism: Odontomachus brunneus
Lineage: Eukaryota; Metazoa; Arthropoda; Insecta; Hymenoptera; Formicidae
Gene: RpLP2
Product: 60S acidic ribosomal protein P2
Exons: 4
Coding region: 162-509 (115 amino acids)
Biological process (GO): cytoplasmic translational elongation
Cellular component (GO): ribosome; cytosolic large ribosomal subunit
Molecular function (GO): structural constituent of ribosome
Source: RefSeq, a predicted model, not a curated record
GCGCGACGGUAGAACACAAAUUUCUUUAUGCAGUCACCAUUUCAUCAUACUGUACAAUCUUUUCUCCCAUUCCUUUACCCUCCUUUCCUUCUCAAUUUGCUCGCCGCUGUACACGUAUUGUAUUGAGCGUGAUCCACGUUUCGUGUCGUAGGACUUAAAGAAUGCGUUACGUGGCCGCUUAUGUACUGGCUGUUCUGGGAGGCAAGGCCUCACCAAGCCAGAAUGAUAUCGAGAAGAUCUUAUCAUCAGUCGGGAUUGAGACAGAUUCUGAAAAACUGAAAAAAGUAAUUUCAGAAUUAAAUGGAAAAUCCAUUGAUGAGUUAAUUACCAAAGGUAGGGAGAAAUUAUCAUCUAUGCCAGUCGGUGGAGCUGCUGCUGCAGGUGCUGCUGCUGCUACUCCUGCUAGUGGCGCAGCAGCUCCAGUGGAAGAGAAGAAGGAGGAAAAGAAACCUGCCAAGGAGGAGUCUGAGUCUGAAGAUGAUGACAUGGGCUUUGGCCUGUUUGACUAGAAAAUUUUUUAACUUGUCAAACAAUUUGGGCUCAGGACAAAACAUGCUAUGUUCUGCAGCAGUAAUGUGAGUUAAUUCCAAUAAAUUUUUGUAUUGUAUAAUUAAUGCAAAAUUUUCAUUACUGCUGAAGAAUAAAGCAUAUCUUUUAAUAAAAUGUAGCCUGACUGUUCCUCGA